Molecule: messenger RNA, 1356 nt
Organism: Medioppia subpectinata
Lineage: Eukaryota; Metazoa; Arthropoda; Arachnida; Sarcoptiformes; Oppiidae
Source: the annotation of a GenBank genome assembly
AUGAUUUUGUUUUGUGUUAUUAAUGAUGGCAUCAAUCGGUGUGCUAUUGAGCCGAAGAUCGACACGAAUUAUCUCACAACUCGUGUCCAGACAUGUGAACACUUGUUGCCGACAGAACUCGAGAUGUUUACGCAAACGAUGGCCAAAAAGUUUUGUCUCAACAAAACUCGAGAGUCGAUUGUGUUUAACCAGAAAUGUCUGAUCCAUUUGUCACCGAAACGGCACAACCCGUUGGUGGCCAUUGUCUUACGACAGGCGGCGAAGUUUGUGGCCGUUCUCACCGGAAGGGUUGUGAGGAAGUGGUGGCGAGAAUUGCCACCAAAUAAGAGACAAUUAGUGAUCCAAUGGUUCGCUCGACACAAAUGGAAAUUCUGUUUACUCUUGUUGUCAUCGGUUCUGGCGUUCGUCGCCUACUAUACCACUCAUUUGGUGGACACUCCCAUCACUGGCCGCAAGCGGUUCAUCGCUUUCACACCAAAACAACUCAAAGAAAUCAAUGAUUACGAGUUUGAGGUCCAGUUGGAGACCCAUAAAAACAAGUUAUUGCCGUCGAGUCACGAGAUGUCCAAACGGGUGGCCCGAGUGGCCACUCAACUGCUCAACGCGAACAACGAUUUGCCGCAAAUUCACGACAACGAGUGGUCCAUCUCUGUUGUGGACGACCUCAACAUUAAGAACGCGUUUGUGAUGCCUUCGGGACAGAUAUUUGUGUUCUCAGGAAUGCUCGCCAUUUGCGACAACGACCAGCAGUUGGGGGUUGUGUUGGCCCACGAAAUGGCUCACUGUGUCCUCUUCCACGGCGCUGAACUCAUAAGUCACGCACAUCUCAUCGAUUUGUUCUUCAUUUGUAUAAUUGGUAUAAUUUGGGCAAUACUUCCGACCGAUUGGACGGCCGCUAUAACGACGGGUGUCUCCCGUUUCAUAAUGAAUAUACUGCUGGACACGCCUUACAGCCGAAUGCUUGAGACCGAAGCCGAUAUCGUGGGCCUGGAGUUGGCGGCGAAGGCGUGCUUUGAUGUGCGCGAGACGAGUGCCUUCUGGCAUAAGAUGGCUAUCAUUGAGAGCACUGAAGGCAUUCAAUUCGCUUCCGAUGACAUCAAAAUACCGGUUAAAACUGAAUUCUUAUCAACACAUCCGAGCCAUGAGAAGAGGUAUCACUAUUUGGAUGAAAUCAUGGACGACGCCAUCAAAAUGAGGGACAAAUGCAAUUGUCCUCAACUCCCGAGACAUGACCCGAGACUCAACGUUGAGUUACUCAAGAAAAGCAUUGAAGACUAUCACAAGAAUAAGAGGAAAGAAGGGGUUCUUAUUCUACCCAAACCUCCCGUUCCUCCCAGUCUUCAACCAAAAACUUAA